AUCAUUCUUGGGCUUCCCCUGGGCUACUUCAUGGACAGAUAUGGUCGGAAGUUCAUGAGUAUAGUCACAUUAUCGACAAUAAUGGCAUAUUGGCUGAUAAAAAUAAUAAGUCUGGAGCCGUCCUCAUUCAUCAUAGCUCGCGCUGUGGCUGGGUUUCCUUGCUCAGCGGUCUACAUCAUCAUGCCUUGCUACAUCAAGGAAAUCAGCGACAUUGACCUCAGGAGUGCUUUUGGAUCACUCUACAUAUUAAUCAGAAACGUCGGUUACCUGACAAGUUACGUGCUAGCAGAUCUGCUGAGCGUGUACGCAAUGCUGUGGGUGGGCUUCGGCGUGGCAACAUUUAUAUUUCUAGUCUUCCUUAUGCUGCCGGAGACGCCUGAGUAUCUCGUCAAGAGGGGGAAGGUUGACGAGGCCAAGGAAGUGAUGGCGUGGCUCCGGGGUACGAGCUUAACUGACGACCGGCUGGUCCGGGAUAUUGACACUAUCAUCUACCGUGAUAAGCAGACUACCUUGGAAGCGAAGUCCACGUGGGGCAUUAUAUUCCACGACGCAACCACGAGAAAAGCCUUCAUAAUAACCUGGGUGAUCAAAGUGGCUCAACAGUUCGACGGGUACCUGAUCGUACUCAUCUACGCUAGCACCAUCUUCGACGUGGCAGCUGACUCUGUCAACAUCAAGCUGACUGCCAAUCAGCAGGUAAUGGUGGUAGGAGCAGUUCAGCUACUAGGUUCCAUGUCUGCAACGGCACUGGUCGAGAAAACUGGAACGAAGAGACUCCUAGUAGGCACAUCAUUCACCAUGGGCGUCGGCAUGGGUAUACUGUCAGUCUGGUUCUACCUGACAGCUGUGGGCGUGAACCUGCCCGGCUGGGUGCCGGUGAUGGCGCUGUGUCUCGCCAUCGUCUCCGACGCGGCCGGCUUCCAGCCCGUCUCCUACAUCGUCAUCACCGACAUGUUCACCUUCCACCUCCGCGGCCAAGUCUCCUCCAUCGUAAACGUCUGCGGCAAAGGCGCCAACUUCAUCCAAGUGAAAGGAUUCCACGCCCUCAACCAAGCCAUCGGCAUCCACUUCACCUUCCUCAUCUUCGCCCUCAUCUGCUUCGGGUCCUGUCUGUUUGCCAUCAUCUUCUUCCCAGAGACCAGAGGAAGAUCCUUGGAUGAGAUCUAUAAGGAGUUGACUGGGAUUAAUAAGAAGGAUGACAAUCAGAGACCUCAGGUUUGAGUUGCAGCUAGUAUUUUUAUUGUCAUAUUUUACUCUCGUCUAUAUACUUCGGGUCCUGUCUGUUUGCCAUCAUCUUCUUCCCGGAGACGAGGGGACAGUCUCUGGAUGAGAUUUAUAAGUUGACUGGGAUUAAUAAUAAGGAUGGCAAUCAGAGACCUCAGGUUUGAGUUGCAGCUAGUAGAUUUUUAUUGUCAUCGCUCUCAUCUGCUUCGGGUCCUGUCUGUUUGCCAUCAUCUUCUUCCCAGAGACCAGAGGAAGAUCCUUGGAUGAGAUCUAUAAGGAGUUGACUGGGAUUAAUAAGAAGGAUGACAAUCAGAGACCUCAGGUUUGAGUUGCAGCUAGUAUUUUUAUUGUCAUAAUUUACUCUCGUCUAUAUUCUUCGGGUCUGUUUGCCAUCAUCUUCUUCCCGGAGACGAGGGGACGGUCUCUGGAUAAGAUUUAUAAGUUGACUGGGAUUAAUAAUAAGGAUGGCAAUCAGAGACCUCAGGUUUGAGUUGUAGCUAGUAGAUUUUUAUUGUCAUCUUCGCUCUCAUCUAUUUCGGGUCCUGUCUGUUUGCCAUCAUGUUCUCGGAGACCAGAGGAAGGUCUCUUGAUGAGAUUUAUAAGGAGUUGACUGGGAUUAUUGAGAAGAAUGACAAACAGAGACCUCAGGUUUGAGUUGUAGCUAGUCUAGUAGAUUUUUAUUGAGAGUUUCUAGGGUAUGAUCAGAUUCUGUUUGGGCUAUACCUUGUUGGUUUUGAGUAGUACCUACUUAGGUACUGAUUUAAUUUGCUGGAAACUUCUUGACAGUCAUCGAAUGUCACCGAUGUAAACAAGGAGAAAUAUGUAUAGACUUAUAUUAACCGGGAUAUACGAGUAUGAUUACUUUUUUGAUUUCCGUGAUUUCCAUGAUCAUGAUGCAUGCAACUGCGUCAAAAUAUCGGGAGCUCGACAAAAAUCAAAUAGGUAAUCACGGUCUACAUAUAUAAGUCUAAUGAAAAUAACCGUGAACCAUUCAAAACUCUUAAGGAGAAAAAUAUUUCAUUGUUGUAAUCUAUUACUGUAACUAUUAUAAAUUAUGUGCCUAAUGUGCCUGAAAAAAUAUACAGAUUAUGUAAGCAUUCUAAUAAAAUGGUAAACUCAAAUCGGCACUGAGAGAAAAAAUCGAUAAGGAAAAUACUGUCCUGGCUUUAAAUGAAUGCAGGUGCUCAUGUUAUUCUGGUAGCAAGCUGGGUUUAGUUUUACUAUCUCAAGCCAAAUAGAAUCUUUACCUAUAAGCGUGCCUAGAAGCACUUAGCUAGCAAAACUACUGAUAUGUGUCGUUGUGAUACUAAGUUUCCUAAAGUAAUACCAAAGAUAAGGAAAUGGUCAAAAUGUCGUCACAUAAUAAUCUAUAAUUAUGGAUUUUUAAUAUCCAACUGAGGAAAAAAAAUACUAAGCGCCUUAUGAAUUUCUAUUAGCAAUGUUUAUAAAGGCUCAUUUAGACGGCGCCCGAACUCGCGUGCGAUUACAUCGCGAACUGUUGAUGUUACACACUAUCGACUCAGUUGUUUUAAUAGCUAUAGUUACCAGCUGUCGCCUUUAUUUUACUUAACAAUAGAGUCCAAUAAAACAUUUGUAAGCACACCAAAAAUUUUGUUAGCAGAGCGUCGAAUCGGUAUAUUCGACGCUCUGCUAACAAAAUUUAAUGGAGAGUUGCAGAUGUAAAAAAAGUUCUUGCACAGUGUAAAUGGGGUCAUGCCCAUAAGGGAAUAUGAAAUGUACUCCAACAGCUAAAAUAUAAAUGUUUGUACAUAAUGUGUGCAUGUAUGUAUUUAUGUAUGUUCGUGUCAAAUGUUUCACCUCGAACGAUCAAGCCGAUGCGACAUAUCGUCACUACUUUGAAAAAAACUUGUAUCUUCUUCUGUCAAUGAAAAGAAUAUUGUAGUAAGUAUGUAUGGAACGCAUAGAGACUUACUGCGUUUUAACUUUGAGGAGCAGUGUGAGAUACGAGAUUUUUUCAAAGUAGUGACGAUAUGAUGUGUGGAUUUAUUUCAGCUGUAGUCCUUUUAAGUAUUUUCUAUAGUUUUAUUCCGUAUAAAAUAUUAAGUAGGUAAUGUACUAUACUAGACGGUCAACCAAAUCUUGGCACGCUCCUACAUUUUCAAUCAAUUUUAAAGUUUUAUACCUCGUCAAUGAUUCCGCCAACGUCAAGGUAGGCAUCACGAGUUUUAUGGAGUCAGUUUGGCGGCGAGCCUAUAUUUUUUUUCAAAUUUACUGCCGGUUGGCCGUCUAUAUUGAUGUAACAUGGAAAGCUUUUUACUUAUCUGUAUUUGUCGAUACGCAACAAUGAAGUUUCUGUAAUGAAAUGAAAUGAAAUGAAAAAUAUUUUAAUCCAGACUUUUUGGAGGUAUGCGCGGAGUUGAAACCCUUUUGACACUUUUAUGAAAUGUAAGGGGUUUAUUUGCGUGAUUAUUAUUAAAUUAUUAUUUAUUUACAAGACUUAAAUGAGUUGCUUCACUUUAUUGUCACAAACAAUUCAAUUCGAUACUUGUACGAUAAAAAAAUGAUGUUCUGAGAUCAAACGACGAAAGUCCAAAAGAUUUGAUGUAAGUACCUACCAUAAAAAAUGAUGUUCCAUAUCGUCACUACUUUGAAAAAAACUUGUAUCUUUUUCUGUCAAUGAAAAAAAAAUGUAAUAAGUAUGUAUGCAAUGCAUAUAGACUUACUGCGUUUUUACUUUGAGGAGCAGUAGUGUGAGAUACGAGAUUUUUUCAAAGUAGUGACGAUAUAUCUGUCUAAAUAAUAUAUGUACCUAUAGUGUAGCAUACCUAAACACUAGGUAUGUUAUUUUAUAAAAAUAAAUUAAAUUUUGAUUAAGUAAUACGAGGAGCUGUGUUAUAAUGUAAAUGUAGAUAAGUAAGUAAUCGUUGAAUUGAAGAAAAGGAAUAAAACAUAUUAGUUUUAUUAAAUUAUAAAAAAAUAUCCUAGUGAUAUUCUGCUAGAAAUAUAAAUAUAAUAUAAAAUAAAUAUAAUGUUACGUACUUAAUUUGCUUUUAUUUUCGCGUAAAUAUUUAAUAAUAAAUAAAUAAAUUAAGAUAAUUUUGAACUAUGUGAUAAAAAUGUAAUCAUAAGUAGGAUCCAUAUAAUUAUGCAAUUUUAACUAUUUUUAGGCGAAAAUGUACUUGUAUAAUGUACUUGUGGAAAAAUGCCAUUGUUAUUUAAGAAAAUAAAUUAAAUUAUGUUAA
Leguminivora glycinivorella is the source of this 4427-nucleotide messenger RNA. Its product is annotated as facilitated trehalose transporter Tret1-like. NCBI's taxonomy places the organism in Eukaryota, Metazoa, Arthropoda, Insecta, Lepidoptera, Tortricidae. Gene Ontology annotation, cellular component: membrane. The record is from RefSeq and is a predicted model, not a curated record. The coding region runs from base 31 to 1221 and encodes 396 amino acids. Gene Ontology annotation, molecular function: transmembrane transporter activity. Gene Ontology annotation, biological process: transmembrane transport. The transcript has 8 exons.